CUCAAACAAUUUAAUUUUGUGCAGUGAAAAUUUUCAAUCCCGUUUUGCGUUUUUCCAAAGUCACAAAACAACAAAUUUAAGUUUAUCAAUAAAAGUAAAGUGUACAUUGUAUAGGCAUACAUACAUACAUCCAUACAUAUACCCAAAUCGGUAUAUGUAUAUAUAUAUAGUGCAAUUGUGCAAAGAUUUUAAAUAUUGAUACAAUAAAAAAUGUUCUCAACAGUGAAUUUCGUAUGCGCUAUCGCCUUUACUAUUGCAUUGAUACUCUCUGCGCAUACAACAGCAGCGAAUAUGCCGCACCGUGGUCAAUUGUCAGCGCAACAAGAGUUCGCCCGUAAGUCGGCGCAGUUCGCUGUUAACCUCUUCAAUUUUAUCUACCACAAGGAGCCCCAAAGUAAUAUAAUAUACUCACCCUUCUCGAUACAAACAUGUGUGGGCAUGGCUCGCAUGGGCGCCACCGGUGAAACAGCUGCAGAACUCGAUCGCGGACUGGGUUUUCCAUUGAACGAUGAGGCAGCCAUUGCCAAUACCUUCCACAACAUCUUGGCCGAUUAUGUUAAUAGUCCAAUUUUAAAGAUUGCCAACAAAAUUUACAUCAUGGACACCUAUAAAGUGCAACAGGAAUUCAAUGAAAUUGCAACGACUAAAUUUUUCUCCUCAGCGGAAAACAUUUACUUUGCGAAUAGCGAAGGUGCAGCGAACACAAUUAAUAAGUGGGUUGAAUCCAAGACCAACAACUUAAUUAAAGAUCUCAUUCCGCCGGCUGCUUUGGAUGGUGAAACACGUAUUGUGUUGGUCAAUGCAAUUCACUUCAAGGGUGAAUGGAAGCAUCAGUUCCCGAAGGAGGCAACACGUGAUGAUAAUUUCUAUUUGAAUGAAGUUGAUUCGGUGCGAGUGCCAAUGAUGAAUUUAAAAGCAACUUUCGGUUUUGCCUAUCUGCAUGAUUUGGAUGCCUCAGUAUUGGAAAUGCCCUACAAGGACUCCGAUCUAUCUAUGUUGGUAAUUUUGCCCAGCUCACGCACGGGAUUGGCUACUCUACAUGAGAAACUGAAAAGCUUUGAUCUAUCUGAGAUCACUCAACGCUUAACCCCAACGAAAGUCAUGGUGAAGUUCCCGAAAUUCAAAGCCGAAUUUGAAAUCGAGUUAAAAGAAGCUUUGGAAAAUCUUGGUAUGAAACGCAUGUUCAGUAGAGAUGCAGAAUUCGGUAAAAUGCUCGACUCCGAUGAGCGAUUACAGGUAUCCAAAGUGAUACACAAAGCCUUCAUUGAGGUUAACGAAGAAGGCACUGAGGCAGCGGCGGCCACUGCUGUGAUAAUGAAUAGAAUCACAUCGCUUGGUGGUGGUGAAGACUAUUAUCGCCCUUUUAUCGCCGAUAGACCAUUUUUCUACGCAGUUAUUAAUUCAAAACAAAAUUUGUUAUUUGCUGGACAAGUUGCUAAGAAGAGCGCCUAGAAUGCCGAUAUUUGCCCUUCAAUAUUUGCCCUCAUAAAUUCUUCAAAUGUAUCAACCUUCGAUGACUAAAAGAAGAUGGAUGGAGCUUAUGAAGGUU
Messenger RNA from Anastrepha obliqua, 1549 nucleotides. Its product is annotated as serine protease inhibitor 42Dd-like. Lineage: Eukaryota; Metazoa; Arthropoda; Insecta; Diptera; Tephritidae. Gene Ontology annotation, molecular function: serine-type endopeptidase inhibitor activity. The transcript has 4 exons. Bases 211 to 1452 code for a protein of 413 amino acids. The record is from RefSeq and is a predicted model, not a curated record.